Messenger RNA from Mauremys reevesii (Reeves's turtle), 3602 nucleotides. RefSeq names its product vesicle-associated membrane protein 2-like. The record is from RefSeq and is a predicted model, not a curated record. Gene Ontology annotation, biological process: vesicle-mediated transport; vesicle fusion; SNARE complex assembly. Lineage: Eukaryota; Metazoa; Chordata; Testudines; Geoemydidae. Gene Ontology annotation, molecular function: syntaxin-1 binding; SNAP receptor activity. The transcript has 8 exons. Gene Ontology annotation, cellular component: SNARE complex; plasma membrane. The coding region runs from base 1471 to 1824 and encodes 117 amino acids.
UUCUUCAACCCCAUUUAUAUUUCAGGGUCUUCUGCUUUCUAUUGCUUUUAACACUGUAAUUAAUUGUAUGUGUGAUUUUACUGAUGGUGUUCCUAAUACACAGAAGUAACAGCCAAGUAUUCUUGGUUACCUCAGAGACACACACACACACACCUCUCCAAAAUAUCAUAAUUAAAAUAAAAUUGAAAGCAAUUAGAGCUCAGCACUUCACCCUGCAAAGUAUCUCUAAUAUCUGGAUCCUACUUAAAAAGAGCUAGGAGGAGACUAAUGGUCUCCAGGUGGAACAACUACAGAUUUGUGGGGAGAUAGACACAGAACAGCAUUUCCAAGUAAUUAAAUGCUAUAAUUCUGUAUUUGCUCUAAGUAAUGGUAAGAAAGGCAUAGUACCUUCAGAGCCUUGGAAUGCUGUUUGAUCAUUAUGUCACUAUUGAUACUUAGUGAUUCCACCUAAAGGCUUUCUUCAUAAUUCCUGAUAUAGCUGCUUUGUUGGUUAAGGAGUGCUAUCCAGGUAUUAGUUUAGGGGGCAUUAAGGACAUCCAGUUCUGAACAGAUAUAUAAUAUUGCAUAAGGCAAAGUGGCAUGGACCAAAUUGAUAACGCUCGUCCAUCUCUAGCUAUUCUGGAGCAAAAUGCCCAAAUGAAUGGCUCUGUACUAGCACUACAAGACAUGAGUGUGUGUUACGCUCCGAGAGAUGAGUCUUUAUUUUAUUAGACUGGUACCUUUGUUUCUAUUUGUGUAGCCUGUGUGCUGCUAAAUGUCCAUUAGUAAGUGGCCUUGACACUGCCAUGUUUGCACAUGGGGCCUUAGCCCAGGAAAGAAAUAUUUAUCAGUUUAAAAACAUUCACAGACCAGUUUUACCACUGUUGUUACCUAAGCAUGAUUUUACGCCAGCUUGGGAAGACUGUCAGGAUAGCAAGACAGAAGACUAUCCUACAGAGACAGCCCAUCUGCCUUUCCUCGUGUAUUCUCAGUAGGACGCGGAGACCCUCAAUAAGCUAACAGAAAAAAUCACCCACUUCUCUGUGGAUUUUCUUCAGCAACAGAGAACGAUGUCUGGUUUGAGAAUGCUGUUACAAUAGGCGGCACUUCUCAAUGGACAGUGAGAACUUAUUUCCUUUAGUGGCUGAAGGUGCUUGAAACCUGGAGAUGUUUUGAUGAGGUUGCUGCUUGUAGUUCAUGAAACAAGGAUGAUCAGAAUGGGAUUCACUUGCAUGGUUAGGAGGACAAUCAAAGAAAGAAGCACUGACAAAGAGGAAAACACCUGGGAUUCAAGAAGGAUCUGGGACUCCUCACAGGACGGGGAGUAAAAAGAGGAAGGCACAAGAAAUUGCACACUUGGAGUAACAGUGCCUACAAUACUAAGAGACUGGUUGCAUCAGAAGCAGAGCUGGAAAGCCAUCUUUGCUAGCUGCUGAGAGUGAGAGAAACAGCAGAACCUUAGGAGAUCCGCAGACUGUCUGACAGAAAACAAUGUCAGUCCCAGCUCCCACCCAAGGUGCCGGAGGUUCCACAAUUCCUGGGGCAGGAGGGCCUCCUCCCCCACCCAAUGUGACCAGUAACAGAAGAUUGCAGCAGACACAAGCUCAGGUCGAUGAGGUGGUGGACAUCAUGCGAGUGAAUGUAGACAAGGUUCUAGAAAGAGACCAAAAGCUUUCAGAGCUUGACAACCGGGCAGAUGCAUUACAAGCUGGUGCCUCACAGUUUGAAACUAGUGCAGCCAAAUUGAAGAGAAAAUACUGGUGGAAAAAUUGCAAGAUGAUGAUCAUCCUUGGUGUAGUAUGUGCAGUCAUUCUUAUUGUAAUGAUAAUUUAUUUCUGCACUUGAAAAAGCAAUGAGGGGAAGGCUUGGCAUGGCUUGGUUCAUCUUUUCUGAUGUUCUCUUAUUGAACUCUGCUUUUUAAUUCCUGGUGUCUUGGGGAGUUUUGCCUGUAAUAAUCCGUAAGCAUUCAGUGUAGUGUGUUUGGUAUUAUGCUGUUUCCACAUGAAACUGUACCAGCUAAAUACUGCCAAGUAAUUCCAUGCGUUGUCUUAUCAUUGAGUCUUAAAAUGCAUCCACAAUGACCUUCAGAAACUGUAAUAUAUGAAAAGCAUCUUAAACUUUUCAGAAUCAUAAGAGAGCAGUUACGGGGAAAGUCCUUACUUUAAAAGGACACUGUCAUGUAGUUUAGGCCCAACAUUAAGAUUUGUAUUAAAUAGUAGGGCCCAAAUGGUCAAACCUGGGGGCCUAAGUUAGGCUUCAAAAUCCAUAUCUAAACACACAAAUAAACGUGGCCCGAUUCAUCUAGAGCACCUGCUGAUUCUGUUUUAGUCAAUGGAAGCUGCAGAUGUUUAACAAAUUUGAAUGUCAAAUUACAUGUAUUUAAGUGUCUAAAUAUGGACUCUAGAGCCUAAUUUUAGGCAUCCAGGUUUGAAACUAUUUGGUCUAGGUUCUGUACAACAAUAAGAAUGCUUUCAUGGAUUUAAACUUUCCAUUGGGUUGUUUCCUAUACAAACACUGUGGCAGCAUGCUAGUGUAUGAGAACCAGAUGAGAAGCAAGAAUGACACUGACAAGAAAACAAACAUCAUAAAUAACCAAAAAAACUUAAAUCAUUAAUAAGCCAAGAUGGCAGCCCUCAGAUUUAUGGUUAAUGUAUGGCACCUGAACCCCAGUUCUGCAAACACUUAUGCCCAUGUUUAACUUCAAGCACAUGAGUAAUCUGACUGAAGUCAGGGGGCUAUGCCCAUAUGCAUCAGUUUUCAGGAUUGGGGGCCUUUUCCCAUGGAAUCUCACCAAAUCAACCAUUUGAAAAUCAAUCAGUGGGAGAUUGUGGGUGAGAAUUGUGGUGGGGAGGAUCCAUUAAAGGACAUAGCUAUAAAGCUAUAAAGUUCUUUUAUAAAGUGGUCCAUGGAAUGAAAAUGUCACAGAACUGCUGAUCUGAGGCAUUGUUAUUAGUGACACAAGUAAGGCAAUCUAUACAAGUCUUAAACUGACAGCAUCCUCUUUUUAAAGGGGCUCUGUUGAGAUAUUUUUAAUACUUUUUUAAAACUCACUGUUUAUUUUCUGUUUACAAUGACCCUUGUUGAUUAUGGAAGUUUGAAACUGAAAUAGAUUUUCAUUUCAAAUUUUUUCCCAUUGUCCACACACACACACUGGCCUGUUGUUAUAGGGUUGCUCACAAGUGGUGAGCUUCUGGCUUUGUAUUAGGAUUUUUUAAGCACUGAAUAAUUUGUUUAGAAGAGGGAGGGAAUAAUAUUGGUUUUGUUUUCAAACAAAUAUAACAAAUACAGAUGUGUCAAAUUUGGGGCCUAAUGAUCCUGACAGGGUCCAUGUAGAGUGAUAACUGAUAACUUUUCCGCAGGAUUUUGAAAGGGUAAUUGUUGGAAUAAAUACCCGAAGAAGUAUUUGGUUUUUUGUUUUUAUCUUUGGCUGCCAUAGCCACAUUUUUUUAAAUGUAUUGAUACACCUGUAAAUAUUCUCAUUGUAAACCACCAUUAAAUAUGGUGUUAGAGAAAACCCAAAAUAGAUAGUUAAGCCAAUCGGUAUAUAUAGACUAAUGUGCCAUUGUAAUGGACAUAUAUACAAAUUGUACUUAAGCAGAAUUCUGAAGAGAAAAUAAUGGCUA